This is a messenger RNA of Linum tenue, 6693 nucleotides long. NCBI's taxonomy places the organism in Eukaryota, Viridiplantae, Streptophyta, Magnoliopsida, Malpighiales, Linaceae. The record is from the annotation of a GenBank genome assembly.
GCGAGGAGAAAAGAAGGCGGCGGCGAUUCUAGGUCUGUGUCGGUGGCGGUGGCGGUGGGGCGGGGUAGUUUCAGCCUUCCGGUCGGCGGCGGUGCCGGCCCCCGCAUCCCGAUACACCGCGUAAGGGCCUUUCCCUCGCCACGUGUCCUAAUCAGCUGCAACAUGUACGACCGGAACUUCUUGGUCGGUCUUCCCUCCCUACCUUUUUCGAUUACCAGAAAGGCUAAUAAUCCUGGUGGCGGUGUGGCUCUCUCCGGUUGCCGGUCUUGGUUGGAAGGUUUAGAUGAACGUACGACUGGGGAACACUUGAGGCCUGGGAUUUCGUCUCCGAAUGGAGGGAGGGAUAUACCCAUGGAUUAUGAUGACAAUGAUUUUCAAAGCCAGAAUCGUCAUUUAGCUGGUGAAGGGAGCAACAAGUUUCCUCCAGUAUUACGUCCAUAUGCUCUUCCUAAGUUUGAAUUUGAUGACAAUCUGCAUGGGCCAUUAAGGUUUGAUAAUCUAGUAGAAACCGAGGUUUUCCUUGGCAUUGAAAGCAACGAAGACAGUCAGUGGAUUGAAGAUUAUUCACGAGGAAGCCCCACUAUACAAUUCACUUCAAGUGCAGCAGAGUCUUGCUGCAUUUCAAGACAGAACAAUGUUUGGUCUGAGGCCACUUCCUCAGAAUCUGUUGAGAUGCUAUUAAGAUCUGUAGUCCAGGAAGAAAGUGUUCCUCUACAAGUUAUUGCUAAGAAGUCCAAUGCAUGUGAUGAGCAGGGUUGCAUGAUUAGCCAAAUGGAACCUAACUUGAAUCAGGAUAGUAAUUUAUCAAAUAGAACAGUAGAUUUUGCAGAUGUAAAGCCAAUGUUGGUGCCUUGUGACAUUGAUGAGGGAUUCUCUGGAUCACCUGGUGAUGUUGGGGGCCAGCUGCCUCUGGCCCAGGAUGUUUCAUGCGGUCAUGAAGGUGGGAACUCUGUUGAUAUUGGUUUAGGUGAUUUUACUGGUAUCACUCCAGGGGGCGGAUUGUCUGUUACUGUUGAGAGCACAUUCAUUGACAGUAGAUGUGAUAGUGUUGGUCAAAAUGCAGUCAAUACUGUGGUCUAUGAAUCUUUAGCUAUAAGGACACAAGAAAGUGAUGCUUCAGGAAUGCAAAUCGAUAUGGUGGAUACAGGAACUGUGAUUAGGGAAGAAGACGAGGAUGUCCUGAAUCGUAUUACAGAUUCAAGUGAUGGUAUUAAAAAUAUGGCUGCAAUGGAUGUUGGUGACCCAAUAGAGGAAACAGGUGCAUUGUGUGAAGGGGACGCAAUUGGUCAAACCCAAGACAUUUCUGAUGCUACUGUCAUUGAAGCUGGCAGUGAACAGUUACAGAAUCCUGCCUGCUCCACCCCUGCAGAAUAUGAAAGUGAGGCAAAUGUAAGUGGCAAUAGCAUAAGCAACAUGGAAGGAUCUUGUAUAUCGAGGAAGGAUGUUGGCUUGUCUGAAAACAUAAAUGCUACUGAUGUUUCUCGGGGAAGUGAAAGUAUAUCCUUAGUAAGUUUGGAUGGCAGGACAACUGAGACCAGGAAUGGAAGCAACAGUGUUCCCCAGUUGCAGACAGAUAGCUUUGUUACAAGCUCUGAGGAACACUUGAUAUCUGAGGAGAAUGAUACUUCUGCUGAUAGAACUGAAAGAUGUAACGUCCCCUCUGCCCAUGGUAGUGAUGAUUCUGAUUUUGUUGCUGCAAAAGCUAGUGAAGGUACUCCAUCAUCAUCAGCAGCUGAAACUCCGCAAGGACAUGAGAGAGUUAUGGUGCCGCAAAAUGAUGAAGACAAGAGAUUCUUACUAGACACUCCUUUUCAGCUAAAUACAAGUUCAGAGCAUACUUCUAAUGGUGUUGCUGUAAACAAUGAGGUUCAUGGUUCUCCAACAACUGAUAGAGAUAUCGGAUCACUUCCUGUUUUGGGCAUAGAAGGUGAGGCCUUAGGUAUCGAAUCCUUGGUUGAUGCGGCUGGUGGCAAUGAAAUAGCGGGGAGUGCUGAUCCCAGUAACAGUGAGGUGUCCUCAUUACCAGGCCUGGAAUCUGUCCUAACAGCCGAAGAAGCUGAAAAGGAGAUUUCGAACUCAGAACUGAGGACAUCUGAAGGGACAGCAGCUGUAAAUCCUCUCACCGAAUCGGAGAUGGUUUCUGCUGAUGCAUCUGAAAAAAUGUUAAGUGCACCUACUGAUGAGUCUCUACCAAUAAUCGGCCACUGUACUCAUGAAGGUCAGGUUGAAUCUGAAGCAGUUCCAAUGAAUGAAGAUGCUCGAGAGUGUACAAAGGCGAUAGAAGAAUGUUCUGAUCAUCAUAUGUCUGCAAACAAGGACAAUGAUACUUCAAUUAUUAGAGAAGCUGAGGAGAAGACAUUGUUAGAAGCACCAGAAUCAAUGGAUAAAGUUGGACUUUCAGAUAAUAAUGACUCUAGCCAAAAUGCUACUCAACAAGGCUACAGAGAGGACAAAGCUGUGCUAUCCACAGGCUUGAAUGACAAACCGGAUGCAGUUGCAAGUAAAAAUGAAUUGGCAACUUCUGCUGAUCCUGAGAAGCAGCCUGUUCCUUCGCCUACAAUAGCGACUACCCCACUGCCUGAGGUACAACACCAAAGGGAGGAGACUAAAAGAUCUUCACAUCCGUGCACUCCAGCUCCGUCAAGCGAUGCCAACAGGUCUUCCCCUAAGAGGUCCAAAAUGGAUGUUCCCUCGAAAGAUGACGGGAGCUUCACUUUCCAGGUUCCUUCAUUUACCGAGUCGCCCCAAACGGAAAAUGCCAAGAAAAUGCAGGUUGUGCAGACAGUAGAGAUUAACAAAGCAUCCAUGCCUAUCCAGGUUCCUUCAUUUACUGGGUCCCCGCAAACAGAAAUUGCUAAGAAAUUGCCGGACGUGAAGACCGUGGACACCAGCAAAGUACCCACGUCUAUGGAUGGGUCUCCCUCUACUUCUGGUUUAGUCCAAUUAGAUGCCAAGGUUGUGCAAGAUCUCUCUCAUCAGAGUCCUAAGGUUUCUGACAUAACUGUUCGACAAAGUGCCCCAAAAGUAAAUUCUGAGCGUAAGCCAAGGAGAAGUAGGGCGACUGGUAAAGAAUCUGCUAAAAGGGGAAGGACCACAAAGGUGACGACACCUGCGAAAGUGGAAAGGGGUAACAAUGCAAAUAUUCCUCCGGGUUCGCCUGGACUUGGUCAUAAUGUAUACUCCAAUGAGAUGCAGCUUUUUGGGCAUAUAGAUAGCAGUGGUGUUAAACCAUUUGUUGGGACAUCAAUACCUGGUCUGCCAGAUCUGAAUUCUUCAGCCACUACCACGCUGUUUCAGCAACCAUUCACAGAUACGCAACAAGUUCAAUUGCGUGCUCAAAUCUUCGUAUAUGGAUCUUUGAUUCAAGGAACAGCUCCGGAGGAGGCAUACAUGAUAUCUGCAUUUGGAGGAGCUGAUGGUGGUAAGAGUGCAUGGGAGAAAAACUGGCGCUUGUAUGUUGAAAGACUUAAUACUCAAAGAUCUCAUCUUAGUACCCCUGAGACCCCUGUGCAGUCUCACUCUGGUGUGAUAGCUCCUGAACAGACCAGUAAGCAAAGCACACGUAAAGGUAAGGCCACUGGUAGUAGAUCCAGCAGUAAAGCAACUGCCUCAACUAUUCCAACCCCAAUGCUACCUCUUUCAUCCCCAAUUUGGAACAUGCCAACUCCUUCCAUUGAUCACUUGCAAUCAAGUAGCACAGCUAGGGCUCCUGUUCUGGAAUUCCAGAGGGCACUUUCUCCAUUACAUCCUCAUCAGACCCCGGCCAUGAAGAAUUUGGUGGCACAUAGCCCUUCUUGGAUCUCCCAGGGCCCGUUUGGUGCAUGGAUCACUUCUCCUCAAACAUCUGCAGUCGAGACUGGUAGUCGUUUCCCUGUACAGAUGGCUCAUACCGAGCCUGUUCACUUAACUCCUGCAAAAGAUUCAUUUGUGUCCCAUACAUCUGUGGUAAAGCAUGUUUCUACUCUAGUGUCUCAUGCUGCUUCUUCAGGUAAUGUGUUGCCUAGUACUUCCAUGCCUGAUGUUGGUAAGGCAAUAAUAUCAUCGGGUCAGCAGUCUACUGCUCCAAAGCCUAGAAGAAGGAAGAAGUCAUUGGCGCCCGAGAACAUUGUGGAUAGAGGUUUAAAUCCGGAACCUCCACGAGAAAUUGUUCCUGGUGCUGCAGUUUCCAGUCAUCUGUCUACAUCUGUUUCCAUCAUAACCCCAGCUAGCUUUGUGUCUAAAGCCCCUGCAGAAAUGGCAGCAUUUCCAUCCCCUUUGACUACAAAUUUUAGAAAAGAAGAUCCGACAAGGGUGCAGAGGGCUAAUUCCUCGGAUGAGGCCCUUGGUAAAGUGAAAGAGGCUAGAUCACAUGCAGAGGAUGCUGCUGCCUUUGCUGCUACUGCUGUUGGUCAAAGCCAACUAGUAUGGAGUCAAUUAGAUAAGCAAAGAGAUGCAAGCUUGUCAUCUGAUGUGGAAGCAAAGCUGGCUUCUGCAGCUGUUGCAAUAGCUGCUGCCGCGGCUGUUGCGAAAGCUGCAGCUGCGGCUGCAAAUGUUGCAGCAAAUGCUGCAUUGCAAGCUAAGCUAAUGGCAGAUGAGGCUGCUGCUUCUGGGAUUUAUAAUGGUCAGAGCUCUUUAAUCUCUUUCUCUAAUGACACGGGAAAUGCAACUCCAGCAUCCAUAUUGAAGCGUGACAAUGGAACAAGUAGCUCCAGUUCAGUCAUUUCUGCUGCAAGGGAGACUGCUAGAAAGAGGGUUGAAGCGGCAUCUGCUGCAUCAAAACGGGCUGAGAAUAUGGAUGCCAUUAUCAGAGCUGCAGAGUUGGCUGCGGAAGCUGUUUCUCAGGCUGGCAAAAUUAUAGAUAUGGGUGAUCCUUUGCCGUUGAGUGAGCUAGUAGCUGCAGGUCCUGAGGGUUUCUGGAAAGUUUCCGAAGUUUCUCCACAACUUGUUGCUAAAUCAAAUGAGAUCCAUGCUCAAAAUUUGAGUGGUGACCGUGGUGGAGAAAUUCGUGAUGCUUCUGUUAGCCAUGAGAAAGCAUCAAUUGCCCCAAGAGAGAUCUCUAGUGACGACCAUGUAAACUUGGUAGAUAACUCACAUGUUGCUACUGGUAUAAAGGAUGCCAAGGGACUCCAAGCUCACAAACCUUCCGAGAUAGCUAGAACCUUGGAAGUGGUUUUGCAAGAUGGAAGUAGACCUAAAUCUCCUACCAAUACUGAAAACGAACAUGUAGAAGUUGGCAGUUCAGAAGGAAGUGGCAUCAAGGAGGGGUCCUUUGUAGAGAUCUUGAGGGAUGGUAAUGGAUUUAAAGCUGCCUGGUUCUCAGCAAAAGUUUUAAACUUGAGGGAUGAAAUGGCUUAUGUGAGUUAUGACGAACUUACAUUAGGGGAAGGAUCAGAGAAACUGAAGGAGUGGGUAGCCCUUCGUGGUGAAGGAGCUGAGGCACCAAAAAUACGCAUCUCUCGUCCUCUUACUGUAAUGCCAUUUGAAGGAACUAGAAAGAGGCGUAGAGCUGCCAUAAAUGACUAUAACUGGUCAGUUGGUGACAGGGUGGAUGCAUGGAUACGAGAAAGUUGGUGGGAAGGGGUUGUCACGGAAAAGAACAAGAAAGAUGACACUACGUUAACAGUGUAUUUCCCAGUACAAGGAGAAACAUCAGUAGUAAAAGCAUGGCAUCUUCGGACAUCUCUUCUAUGGAGUGAUGGGCAGUGGAUCGAAUGGUCCAAUUCAAGUGAGAAGAAUGUCCCUUCCCAUCUGGGAGAUACGCCACAAGAGAAGCGACCAAGAAUAUGGAACCCUGUAGCAGACUCAAAAGACAAGGACAAAGUACCCAAGAACGCAAACGUUGACAAAGAACCUGCUGAGCCAACAUUGCUGGAUUUGGCUUCUGAACAAAAGAUAUUCAACAUGGGCAAGAGCACUGGAGUCGCUAGUAGAAUGGCUCGAACCGGUUUGCAGGCAGAAGGGUCGAAUGUUGUGUUUGGUGUGCCUAAGCCAGGAAAGAAGAGGAAGUUCAUGGAAGUGAGCAAGCAUUAUGUUGGAGGAGCUCGUGGUCAUAAAACAACUGAUGAAACUAAUGACCCAUCGUCGAAAUUUCCCCGAUGGAGAGGUGGUACUACUUCGAGAACUGACACCACUGUGAAAAGAUCGGCCAUCCCCAAGCCCAGGGUUCCCAAGCUGCCUGGUAAAACUAGUGGUCAUGCCCAAGCCCAAGGCUCGACUACUUCUGGUGAUACUACUGUUGCCGCAUUUACAGAUCUUAAUGCGAAGACAAAGAAUGCUUCUGGGAGUGGAGGAGGUUCGAGUGGAACUGGAAAACAGAGUUCCAUUGAUUUCCGAGCCUUUUCUAGCUCCGAGGGGACGCCAAGGGCUCCUGUCGUGUUUUCUUCUGUCCGACAACCGGACGCUGUUCCGACUAAGAAACCCUCAACAGUAAAUGCUAGAGGUGAAAGGGGAAGUAAAGGGAAAUUUAGCACAGGUGUGGGUAAGUUGGGCAGGGUGGAGGAGAGAAAAGCUUCCGCAGGUGCUAGUUCAGCAGGAGAAACCUCCGGUGCUGAGGCUCCUCGUAGGUCCAACCGACGAAUUCAGCCAACAUCAAGACUACUGGAAGGGCUGCAAAGCUCACUGAUGGUCUCGAAAAUACCCUCUGUCUCGCACGAUAAGAGCCACAAAAGUAGGCCAGCCGCUAGAGGUAAAGCUGCUAACCUUACUCAGCUUUGA